Messenger RNA from Lobosporangium transversale, 937 nucleotides. RefSeq lists its product as hypothetical. The record is from RefSeq and is a predicted model, not a curated record. Lineage: Eukaryota; Fungi; Mortierellomycota; Mortierellomycetes; Mortierellales; Mortierellaceae. The transcript has 3 exons. The coding region runs from base 61 to 825 and encodes 254 amino acids.
GUUGUUGUUGUUGUUAUUAUUGUUGUUGUUAUUGUUAUUGCUAUUUUUUAUUCAAACACAAUGAAGUUCUCGUUUGCUACUUCCGUCGUCUCUGUCUUGGUUUUGGUCUUGACUGUUUCCUCGUCAACUCCCGUGCAAGGUGGCAACGUCUUUUCUCAUAUUGUUUCCUCUCCAAAUCAUAAUAAUCACAAUACUAAUAACAACAACAAUAACAAUAACAAUAACAACAAUAACAAUCAUAACAACCACUACAACCAUAAUGUAUUACAUCCACAAACGCAUUCUCCCUCACAACCUAAUCAAACUAGUCAUCUUGAAUGGAACUCUCAAAUAGGAGGCCGUCUCUCCCGUCAAGGUGGUGAACGAGGCCAAUUUCAGCCCUAUACCAAUUUCGCAUUACAAGACAGUUCUUCGCACCAACAGCAACAGCAACACUACGGAACAACGGACGAAAAGGGCUGUUCCUCUUCUUCUGGUUCUACACUCAAUCCGAUCCCUUGUCCAAAGAGAAAUUUAGUCUAUUUGCCCGAUAUGCAAUCCUUUUUGAUUCAAUCUCCUCUAACUUAUCAAGAAGCUGUUCAGGUCUGUAUCGCCUGUGGAUCCGAAUUGGUCUUGAUCGAUGGUACCAACGUCGACCGAUUCCGUGAAGCUUUUAGUUCCUUGGGAGGAUUAUAUGGAGAUCAGCGUUUCUGGAUCAAGAGCUGGUUUGGUGAAUUAGUUCAUCAAGGCUCUUGUCCCGCAACAUUGAUUAAUCCACUCAUGGGUAAUCGUCUCGAACCUGUUGAGGAGGAUUGUCAAGCUCGACUUUAUGCACUAUGCUACUAAGAAGUGCAAUUUCUUUUCUCCUCCUUGUCCUCUCCCCUACAAAACAAUAAACCUCCUUGCCAGUUCCACAUUGUAAACAUUGUCUUUCUCCAAGCAAAGUAGUAAACGAACG